Molecule: messenger RNA, 1584 nt
Organism: Eremothecium gossypii ATCC 10895
Lineage: Eukaryota; Fungi; Ascomycota; Saccharomycetes; Saccharomycetales; Saccharomycetaceae
Gene: EXO5
Product: Exo5p
Exons: 1
Coding region: 1-1584 (527 amino acids)
Biological process (GO): interstrand cross-link repair
Cellular component (GO): mitochondrion; nucleus
Molecular function (GO): single-stranded DNA 5'-3' DNA exonuclease activity
Source: RefSeq, marked provisional
AUGAGAACGGUGCGACAGAGAUGGGCGACGGGGUGGGGCCGCGCGCUGCACACCAGCGGGUCAGCCCCGGCGGGCAGCAGCGCAGAGAGCGCGCUGCUGCCGGAGAUGGGCCAGCUGGACCCCAAGGUGGCGGCAGCACCCAGACGGAAGUACCUCUCAGCCAAAUACCGGGUUGUGGGCAAGCUUUUCCAGCAGGCGGAGAACGGCGGCUAUCUGGCUUACCGCAAGCCUGCGGCGCUCGAGAACCCGUACCUGGAUGUGCAGGCGCGGCCGCGAGUGGACGGGGCCACGGGCCAGAUCGUCUACCAGGGCACGCCCCGGCUCUCGGUGACACGACUGCUCACGAAGCAGUGGUGCGAGCUGCGCACGGCCUACGACCUGUACUCGAAUAUGCCGCUGUUCGAGAGCAAGGCGAUGCGCAUCGGCAAGCGCGCGCAUCGCAAGCUUGAGAACAAGCUGCACGGUGCGUCGGACGCGGCCGCGACACAGGCGCUGGAGCGGCUGCAGCUGGCGGUGCCCGUCGACCCGCUGCACCGGCUGGCAGCAGACUGGGCGGGCGCGAUCGACAGGAUGUGCACGCUGUUCCAGAAGGGCGAGGCGCGGGAGCUGCUGUGCCACGGCUAUAUCAGCGCAGACCACGGCGCCUUCGUCGAGGGGCCUGUGCGCGAGGACAGUGACGUGCUCGUCAGUGGGGUCAUCGACCACCUAGUGCUGACGCAGCGCGGGGGGGGCAGCCCUCUGAGCGCGCUGCAGCCGGAGCGCUCGCUGCAGUUCCCGUCCGACAUGGCGGAGCUCGUGCCGUUCCUGAAAGACCUCGGUGAGCGGCGCGCGGCUGAGUGGGAGGUUGUCGUGGGUGACAUCAAAACCCGGAAGUAUACCCAGGUGCCCUCGCAGGCGUCCGUCGUUGAGACAUCGCGCUUGCAGGUGAUGUACUAUAGGAGGUUUUUGGAGGACCUGGGCGCAGAUGUUGACAAGGCAUAUGAAAAGCUGCUCACCAACGCCCAGCGCCGGGGCCUCGACGUGGACGCGCCGCUGGCCGCCGGCAGCGCGAUCUCUGUGAUGGAGGGCAUUCCGCAGCUGGGUGCAGAUAUGCUGCGGCUUGUGCGCGGGGACCCGAUUGGCUUUGGGCCCUUUGACAGCUAUAACAGGUAUGCGGCGCAUGACACAUACGAUUUUACGCAGCAUGCUGCGCUCCUGCAAGAUCAGCCAGAGCUCCAGAAGUAUGCAGUCUUCUUUGGUCAAUGGAAAACGCCGUUCAACCUGCGCUUCCUGGCGGCCCGGAUGGCCCAGCUGUACGGUUGCAUUGCGCCCCUUCUUUCUAACACACUGCUGAUUGAGUACUAUAUGGGCGGCGAGUGCUUCCACGUCAAUACCUUCAAGUACGACGCCGCCGAACUGCGCAAGCACUGUGAAGACAGUGCCCGGUUCUGGUUCGGGAAAAGGGAGAUUGAGCCGAUAGAGCCCACGAUCCGCAAUGUCAACGCAUACUGCAAAUUCUGUGACUACAAGGACAUCUGCCUCUGGCGCAAAGAAGCCGUUCUGGGAUGGAAAUCCCUGGGCGAAGAGCUGCGCGGCCUACCUUAA